ACCCUUCUAGCUAGCAAGGCGAAGCUAACCUCCCUAAGAGGAAGGGCUUGAGGGGGCUGGAUUGGGAGGAGGGGCACGCUGGUGGCGGGGCUCAGCCCCAGCCCAGUCACUUUUCUUUUUCUUUUCUUUCUUUCUAUUCUCCUUCCCCGCUCCCAAGUCGGGAUCUCUAUGUGGCAUUGACUGUCCUGGAACUCUCUGUAGACCAGGCUGGCUUUGAACUCACAGAGAUCCACCUGCCUCUGCCUCCCGAGUGCUGGGUUUAAAAGUGAGCCCCACCACUGCCUGGCUGCUUUUCUUUUAGGCAGGAAAUGGGUAGCUUCAUUCAUGGAAAUGCAGAAGAAGCUGUUAGCCUCUGUAUGCUGAACUGAUCUUUCUCAGUUGGCCUGACUGGGGAAGGCUGGGGCAGCUAGGUAGAAAGCUCUGGAUUCUCAGCGGCUAGACUGGGCAAUCAGGUUUCUAUGGUAACAUAGAGGGUGCUGAGGGAGCCCUGACAGCUGUCUCAAACUAAUGAGAGUCAACAACAAAAAGCCCUUUAAUCCCAGCACCCAAGGUAGAGGCAGGAAGACCUCAGAUUGAGGCCAGCCUGGUCUACAGAGAGAGUUUCAGGGCAGCCAGGGCUACACAGAAAAAUCUUGUCUCAAAAAACAAAAAACCCUGGGGCUGGGAGAGGGAGCCAACAGCCCAGAGGGUUUCCCUUGUCUGCUGUUUCAGAAACCCCUCACUCUCGGCUCAGCAACUGUUCUCCCUGGUGUUAACCUGUUUUGUUUAGUUCUGGUUCUGGUGCAGGGUCAACUCAGCUCAUGGGAUCUCAGUGCCUGCUUGGCUCUUCCCUACUGGCUUCAGAUAGUCUGAUUUCCAGGACACAAACAACACCCAGGUGCCCAGAUCCCAGAUGUGAGGGGAGAUAGCAGCUGAGGGACAGCAGGCUCACUAUUCCCAAGGGCAGAGGCAUAGGGAAGGAUGGGCUUCCUCUGGAGAAGGGGCAGCAGGAGAGCUGCUGUGGUAAUCAGACUGCAGUUCAGAGUUCAGGCCUUCGGCACAUACCAGGCUUAGGAGGGACAGGUACUCCUCCGCUGAGGCCCCUGGUGUGCAGAGCUGGGGCAGAGGGCAGAGGGCGCCUGGGGCAGAGGGCGCCUGGAGUGCCGCCCCCGUGUCCUGUGGACCUGCCAGGUGAGCAGGUUUGUCAGUGGCCUUUGAAAGUUAAGCAUCCUUUCCUUGACCUUCCCAGAGAACAGGCAUACCCUCUUGUGCCCAAGCCUAAGGUUCCCUGAUGGGUACACCCAGGUCUCGCAGCACAGUGGGUGUUGACCCUUUUCUCAAGGGCACAUGUUGACAGAUCCGAACAGGGUGACCCAUUCCCUGGGGUUCCAGGGCUAUAGACAGCUGUGCUCAUCCCAUAGGCUGCUGACAGAAACCUACUGAGUGGCCUGAAAACGUGGUGGCUGGGGCUGGGGUCCUUGUGGGUAGGCAACGUGGCUCUCAUGAUUAGUCUGACCCUUCUUUAGCUCCCUCCCAGGCUGGGCCCAGACCCAGACCCCCAGAAGUCUUACUCCUCUCCGUCUUUUCCCAAAACUGCGGAGAUUAUCACCUAGCCCAAAGUGAAAGAGAAAGUCCUCCCCCCCAACCGAGGUCCGCCCCGCCCCGCGGCCAAUCCCCGUAGCCCUUUGCCUCCUCCCUCCCCUGCCGGCCUCUUUAUCUCUUCGGCAAGCGUGUUAGCUCUAGAGCCCCGGAGCAGGAGUUGUGCACACUCUGGGGUGCGCUCAGGGUGGCAGAAGUCUUGAAAUUGGUCUGAAGGUGAGGACAUCCCCUCCCCCACCAUCAGCCACCACCGCCAGCCACCCUCAUUGUCCUCGGCAGCCCCUCCCCACCAGUGCCUCCACUUAACACACCGCCUGGUCUGAGUCAGCCUCCUGCUUCACUUGGUGUAAAUGGCUGAUAAGCAGAUCAGCCUGCCGGCCAAGCUCAUCAAUGGUGGCAUCGCUGGGCUGAUCGGGGUCACCUGUGUGUUCCCCAUCGACCUGGCUAAGACACGGCUGCAGAACCAGCAGAAUGGCCAGCGCAUGUAUGCCAGCAUGUCUGACUGCCUCAUCAAGACAAUCCGCUCCGAGGGCUACUUCGGCAUGUACAGGGGAGCAGCAGUUAACCUGACCCUGGUCACCCCCGAGAAGGCCAUCAAGCUGGCAGCUAAUGACUUCUUCAGACAUCAGCUCUCUAAGGAUGGACAGAAGCUGACUCUGCCUAAGGAGAUGUUGGCAGGCUGCGGAGCUGGCACCUGCCAGGUGAUUGUGACCACCCCCAUGGAGAUGCUGAAGAUCCAGUUGCAAGAUGCAGGCCGCAUUGCUGCUCAGAGGAAGAUUCUGGCUGCUCAGGCUCAGCUCUCGGCCCAGGGAGGUACCCAGCCCUCAGUAGAGGCUCCAGCUGCUCCUCGACCCACUGCCACCCAGCUGACCCGUGACCUGCUGCGGAACCAUGGCAUCGCUGGCCUCUACAAGGGAUUGGGGGCCACACUGCUCAGGGAUGUCCCCUUCUCCAUUGUCUACUUCCCUCUGUUUGCCAACCUGAACCAGCUGGGCCGCCCAUCUUCUGAGGAGAAGUCACCUUUCUAUGUGUCCUUCCUGGCAGGCUGUGUGGCUGGGAGUGCAGCCGCCGUGGCGGUCAACCCCUGUGAUGUGGUGAAGACUCGGCUUCAGUCACUUGAGCGAGGCGUCAAUGAGGACACUUACUCGGGGUUUCUGGACUGUGCCAGGAAGAUCUGGAGACAUGAAGGCCCCUCAGCCUUCCUGAAAGGUGCAUACUGCCGGGCACUGGUCAUCGCCCCACUGUUUGGCAUCGCCCAGGUGGUCUACUUCCUGGGCAUUGCUGAGUCCCUGCUGGGGCUGCUGCAAGAACCCCAGGCCUGAGCCCGUGGCUGCUUCUCCCCAGCCUAUGGGCUGGGGCCAGAACAGGGUGACCAGCACAAGCCUGAGGAGGACUGGUCUCUCCCCGGUCCUCCCCGUCAAACAAGAAGGCAGGGGGAUGGUGCAGGGUCCACAUGGGUGGUGCACACAUAGGCCCCCAUGGGGUCCUGAGGGACAAAAAAUUGGGAUCAAGGUUUUAUUUAUGUAGAAAAUGCAGAAAUCUGUACAUUCCUUAAGCCAGUCCCGUUGAGCCAGUCCUGUCCCAUCCCUGUACCCUAACCCAGUCUUACCUGGCCUGAACACCCCUUAAGACAGAGCUGGUCUCUGGGCUGGGGCCCCCAGGCCUGGUCUGGGCAGGCAGACCCUACCCUGUAGUCCACUGGCUCUGGUCUCCGAGGCUCUCCUGUCUACGAAGGGGACCCACACACACACACACACACACAAAGUUAUUUAUUGAAUUUGCUGUGCCCACGUGGCUCUGCCUGUCCUCCGUCCAUCAGUCUGUUUGCCCCUGCUGCUCUUUCUGCCUCAACCAGGACCCCACUCUGCCUACCUUGCCAGCCUUAUAGGAGUAAGUUCUAUCCUCAUGUUAAGCUAGGAUUCCUAGGCUGGGUGUGCUGCCACAUUCAAUCCUGAUCCCAGGCACCCCACACAUACUCUUCCUGGUGAGCCUUUGGGCCCCCACCCUGUGUGGGACCUGGAUUGCUUGAGGUCUCUGUGUGCCUGUGAUGGGGCAGGUUGCCCCCCACCCCCUAGCAAGUCGGCUGGCCAGUCUGCAUGGGAAUGGGCCCUCAAGGGCACAGCUGCCUUUCCCAAUGGAGUCAGGCACCCCGUGCUUGUGUGCUGUGUGUGCCUCAGGUCUUCUGCUGACCCGUCCGUAAUUUAGUUCUCCAGCCUGGAAACUUCUGGUAGAGCCCUACUCCUGGACAGAGAUUGCUUGUGGGGGAAGGGGAGCAUGAAGGCCAGUAUGGAGCCUGGGCCAUCCACCUCUCUGGGCCUCUGGCCAUAUUUGAGAAGCCACACCCUUCCAGCCCUGGAUCCUCUGUUCUGAAUCAAAGCAGUCCUCAACCCCUGCCCUGGCCAUGUGAUUGUGUUUGGUGAUUGACUGAAGUGCUGGUGCUGUGUCCCUCGAGCCCAACCCCCUCCAUGGAGGCCCCUUCCCAGUGACACUACCAGGGCCCCAGUCCGGGCCAUCCCUCCUUCACGGUUGCUCCUGGGAGCCUCCCCUCCUAUCAUGUCUGUACCUUGAAAGCUGUUGCUGCUGCUUACAGAAUUAUAUUUUUUUCUUUUGAAGAGUUUAAGAAGUUGUAAUUUUUGUGUCUUGUCAUGUAAAAGAUAAAUAAAUAUUCUAAAUAAAA
Molecule: messenger RNA, 4255 nt
Organism: Arvicola amphibius (Eurasian water vole)
Lineage: Eukaryota; Metazoa; Chordata; Mammalia; Rodentia; Cricetidae
Gene: Slc25a22
Product: solute carrier family 25 member 22
Exons: 10
Coding region: 1929-2900 (323 amino acids)
Biological process (GO): L-glutamate transmembrane transport; aspartate transmembrane transport; malate-aspartate shuttle
Molecular function (GO): L-glutamate transmembrane transporter activity; L-aspartate transmembrane transporter activity
Source: RefSeq, a predicted model, not a curated record